Messenger RNA from Yarrowia lipolytica CLIB122, 1494 nucleotides. RefSeq lists its product as uncharacterized. The record is from RefSeq and is a predicted model, not a curated record. Lineage: Eukaryota; Fungi; Ascomycota; Dipodascomycetes; Dipodascales.
AUGAAACUCUCCAACAUCUUGCUACUCACCCAGCUGUCUGGCGCCUACGCUUACGAGCUGCGAAAUGCCGCCGUCAUCAACAUUCUCAAGACCGCCAUCUCCAAUGGUGUGGUUGAGGCUCGAAGCUCCGGCAUUGGUAAGGACCAGGCCUCCGCCGAAAUCGCCUCCUUCGUGCCCCUGCUGAUGGACGACAUUCUGCUGCCCAUCUUCGACGAGGCUGUUGACCACGUGCUCGGCGAGGCCUUCACCGCCGAGAACUUCCCCCCCUUCAUCUCCCACGUGGAGCAAGCUCUUGCAGAUUACGAAAAGUCGCCCGCUUUCUCGUCAGCCACCUCUCUGCUCUCGCUCGUCCGAACCCAUUACGACUACCACAAGGCUGUCCAACUCGCCUCGGCCUCCAUGGACGGUUAUUACAACCUGCUCAAGGGCGCCAUUCUGCCCAUCACUGGCGAGCCUGGCCCCUCCAAGGCCAUUGUCGAGGGUCUUUUUGCCGUCACCCGGCUCAUUUGCCAGCUGCAGCUCACUGACGGCUCCGUCUGCGACCCCUAUGCUUCCGAGCAGAUCCAGACCUCUGCUGCUGAGACCCCCGUAGAGUCCUCUUCCGAGGCCUCCGCCACUUCCGCAGCUGAGCCUGUCAGCACCGAGGCUGCUGCCGAGUCUUCCGCCGCUCCAGUCUCUUCCGGUGCCGCCCCCGUCUCUUCCGGUGCCGCCCCCGUCUCUUCCGGCGCUGCCCCCGUGUCGUCUGCUCCCGCUCCCGUCUCUUCCGGCGCUGCCCCCGUGUCGUCUGCUCCCGCCCCCAUCUCUUCUGGUGCCGCCCCCGUGUCGUCUGGCUCUGUUUCCGUCGCUGGCAACGCCACUUCGGUCGCCUUCACCAACUCCACCGCUCCCUACGUGACCUCCACCGUCACUCAGACCGCCACCAACUGUAUCAACGGCGACUGCAUCACUGCCACUAUCACCGUCACCACUUGCGUCCCCGAGAACGCCAAGUCGACCGUCAUCAAGACUGUCUGCCCCAAGUGCGAGGGCCGAACCGUCACCAUCACCGUCCCCUGUGAAGAUGAAGAGACCCCCGCCCCCAAGCCUGCUCCCGCGCCUGCCCCCAAGCCUGACGAGAAGCCCUCUCCCAAGCCUGCCCCCGCUCCCGCCCCCAAGCCCGAUGAGAAGCCCGCUCCCAAGUCCGAGAAGCCCGCUGCUUCCCCUGCUCCCAAGUCCGAGAAGCCUGCUGUUUCCCCUGCUCCCAAGGCUGCUUCCCCCUCCGCCAAGCCCGCUCCCGCCCCUGCUCCCAAGUCCGAGAAGCCCGCUGCUUCUCCCGCUCCCAAGGCCGCUGCUUCUCCCGCUCCCAAGGCCGCUCCUGCUCCUGCUGUUGCUCCCAAGCCUGCUCAGUCCAAGCCUGCCCAGGCUUCUCCUACCCCCGCUCAGGCCAACGGAGGCAACACUUGGGCCGUUUCCACUGCCGCUGGAAUCGCCGCCAUUGCUGCCCUUCUCGUGUAG